Molecule: messenger RNA, 1138 nt
Organism: Quercus lobata
Lineage: Eukaryota; Viridiplantae; Streptophyta; Magnoliopsida; Fagales; Fagaceae
Product: Glycosyl hydrolase family 35 protein
Exons: 3
Coding region: 558-914 (118 amino acids)
Source: RefSeq, a predicted model, not a curated record
UUUUACUGUCGUGACCUCAGACUCAGAGACGUGCCCACUGGCUCGCAUUCCACCACAACGUCUUAGCAAGCAAUUAAAGUGGCUUCAUUGCCCACUGUCUGUUUCUGCAACACAAAGCAAAAGUACAAUAACUCACUCAAUGUCUUACCAUUAAUCUAUGUAUCUUCUUCACUGCUAUGAAAACACAGUCAUUUAGUGAAACCCACAUGGAUCUCCUUUAUUUCUCUCAUUUACCACCUCUCUUUGACACAGCAGCAAUAAAUAAACAAAACACUAACUUCAUUUUCAAAGGUAUGGGUUUUGUAUAGUUUCUGUGUACGCGGUCCCCUUUCUUUCUCUUCCACCGCCUUUUAUCUUCACGGAUUUUCUGGUAAACUUUGGUGUUCUCUGAAUUUUUUCUAGCUGUGACGAGAGAAAGUUGAUUCCGUUUUUUAUUUUUAUUUUUUCCCUUGUGCGGUUGGGUUGAGUUGAUUACUUUACCAUUAUAUAAGGUGGUGUUUUCACUUGCGUGACAAACAAACACACUCUUUUUGGAGCCCAUUCUCAUUUGUGACAUUAUGAAGGUUUCUGGCUUAUGGGUCUUGCUUUUGCUCUUCGUUUUUGGGACAACUUUCUUGUCCCUUAACGUCUCUGGCAGAAGAAUUGUCUCCCUUGUUCCCGAUGAUGAUGGUACGAGGGUGGCCACAACAAGCAGGAGGCUGAAGGAAAGUGGCUAUAAUUUUGGCACUGACAAGGAGAGUCAAGUAGGCAAUAUAAAUCUGGAUGAUUACCACCCCAUUGAUCCAGUUCCAAGUACAAAGACAUUAAUAAGACCCGGACCUAUUGAGCAUGGAACUCCUGUCAAUCCAUAUAUUCCAAGGUCCUCUCCUCCUACUCCCAGUCCUAGUUCUCCCAAGAUUGGCGGUUUUACUUAGCGUACUCAAGAUUUGUUCCACAGUAGCAGACAUGAUCAAAAGAAAGAUGCAGGAUCUUGCUAUUAAUAUGCACGUUUGGUUUAGGGCCAGGGAAAAAAAAAUGCACGUGUUGUUCAAACCAGCUUGUAUAUUGUAUAAUGCUUAUGCAGCCAACUUAAAUAUUUGAGUUUGCAGUGUACUAUUUUAUGUUUUUUAAUGUGGAAAUCUUAUCCUAAUUAUUUAAA